Molecule: messenger RNA, 2825 nt
Organism: Medicago truncatula (barrel medic)
Lineage: Eukaryota; Viridiplantae; Streptophyta; Magnoliopsida; Fabales; Fabaceae
Product: mediator of RNA polymerase II transcription subunit 1
Exons: 5
Coding region: 518-2401 (627 amino acids)
Source: RefSeq, a predicted model, not a curated record
GUCAUUAUCAUAGUUUUAGCUAUAGCUUCUGAGUAUCCAAAACUAACAGAAAUUCUUUCUACCUUGUCUCUCUCGCCUUCUCUCAAUUUUCUCACAUUCACACAAACCAAACCCAUCGCACUCUUUUUCUCUUCUCUCAUAAAAACAAAACAAAACCCUAUAAUUUCUAUUCACACACACACUCUUUCAUUUUUCAUCUUCGCGUGUGGCGGUUAUUAAAACGACGACGUUCGGUGUCGUAUCGUUUCGUUUCUCUCUUAGGGUUAAUUUUCCCCUCCUUUCUUCAUAUGCUUCUUCGUUAACCAUAGUUAACGAAUAAGUGCUUUUUUCACAACGUGCUUUUCUUCUAGGGUUGGUGCUUGCUCUUUAGGGCUUUUCAAUUUCAAUUUUUUUAGUGAUAUGAAUGGGUUAGUAAUAUAAUAGAUUGAAUUUGAUAGUGAAAUUGGUGCGAUUUCGCGGUGAAAAGAGGUGUUUUUUUUUUUUUUUUUGUUGAAUUUGAUCAUGUACAGUGUUAGUUAUGGAUAGAAGUGAACCUUCGUUAGUUCCAGAAUGGUUGAGAAGUGCUGGAAGUGUUGUUGGUGCUGGCAAUUCAGCCCAACAUUUUGCAUCUUCGUCUAGUCACGCGGAUUCUCAUUCGCCAUCUGCAGCCAAUAACAAUAGGAACAGAUCUUCGAAGAAUACUGGUGAUUUUGAUAGCUCGCGUUCUGUAUUUCUUGAUCGAACAUCGUCGGCAAGUUCUAGGAGGGGUUCUAUCAAUGGUUCUGCCAAGCAUGCUUACAGUAGUUUCAACAGAAAUCAUCGUGACAAGGACCGUGAUAGAGAGAAAGAUAGAUCCAAUUUUGGAGACCAUUGGGAUCGUGAUGGGUCUGACCCGUUGGUCAACCUUUUUUCUGGAAGGAUAGAGAGAGAUACAUUGCGGCGUUCUCAUUCAAUGGUUUCCAGGAAACAGGGUGAGACUUUACCCCGUAGAGUUGCAGCUGACACUAAAUCAGGCGGAAGCAGCAAUCACAACAAUGGAAAUGGCGCACUUUCUGUGGGUAGUGUUGGUAGUAGCAUUCAGAAAGCUGUCUUUGACAAGGAUUUUCCAUCCCUAGGGGCUGAUGAGAAGCAGGGAAUAGCUGAAAUUGGGCGGGUUUCAUCCCCUGGUUUGGGUGCCACUGCUAGUCAAAGUUUACCUGUUGGCAGUUCCGCUUUGAUUGGAGGGGAGGGGUGGACAUCUGCACUUGCAGAGGUACCUUCGGUAAUUGGAAGCAGUAGUGCUGGAUCUUCGUCAGCACAGCAAACUAUUGCUGCAACUUCUGUAUCUGUAUCAUCCAGUACCGCAGCUGGUCUUAAUAUGGCCGAGGCAUUAGCACAGGCUCCAUCUCGAGCUCGUUCAACUCCCCAGGUGUCUGUUAAAACACAAAGGCUUGAGGAACUGGCUAUCAAGCAGUCAAGACAAUUGAUUCCAGUAACACCAUCUAUGCCUAAGGCUUUGGCUCUUAAUUCUUCUGAGAAAUCAAAGCCAAAAACCGCUGUCAGAAAUGCUGAGAUGAAUGUAGCUACCAAGAGUGCGCUCCAGCAACCCUCUGCAUUGCACAUUGCUAGUCAGUCUGUUCGCAUUGUAAAUGCCAAAGUUGAUGUUCCAAAGACAUCUGGGAAGUUUACUGAUCUUAAAUCAGUGGUGUGGGAAAAUGGUGCUUCCCCUACUUCCAAGGAUGUUUCAAAUCCAACAAAUUAUGCUAAUAGUAAAUCGGCAAAUCAACAUUGUGUUGCUUCAGCAGCUGCUCCUACACCGGUGAGGAACCCCAGUAACCUAAACUCUCCCAGAGAGCGGAAGCCAGCUUCUUUGGAUUUGAAAUUAGGCUCUGCUUUGGAUAAGAAACAAUCCAUUUCUCAAGUGAAGAGCCGGAAUGAUUUCUUCAAUCUGCUUAAGAACAAAACAGCGACGAACUCGUCUACCGUUUUUCCAGAUUCUGGCCAGAUGGUUUCAUCUCCUACAUUGGAAAAAUCUGGUGAAGUAAACAGGGAAUCAGUUAUGCCUUCUGCAAGUCCGCAAUCUGUUGGCAAUGCGGCUGAACCGACUAGCAAUGGCAAUGCUCAUGCCCAUGCCCAUGAAGUGCUUUCCAGAAUUUCUGAUGAUGAUGAGAAAAAUUCCAGAGCUACGGUUUAUCCAGAUGAGGAAGAAGCUGCAUUUCUUCGUUCUCUUGGCUGGGAGGAAAAUUCAGAUGAGGAUGAAGGCCUUACUGAAGAGGAGAUCAAUGCUUUUUAUCAAGAGUGCAAGAAAUUGGAUCCCUCCGCACUCAAGCUAUGCAUUGAGGGUAUGCAGCCACAGCUGUCCAAGUUGUUUGAUUCUUGUGCAUCUAACUUGCGUGGAGCAUCUGCUGAAUUGAACUCUUCUGAACCCAGAUCUGAAGCUUGAUGUGCUGUUUUUCAAUCAUAGAUAGACCCAAGUUUCAAUUUUUGAUGUCUGAGGGCUAGUUCCAUUCCUUUUGUUCUGAAAGAAAGGCGAUGAUUUAGGGGUUAAAUAUGUAGGUGGGUUUUGAAUGGAACACCAUACAUUUGCAAAUAUUGCAAUAAGUUACAGGUGCUUCAAUCCUGCCUGCUUAACAGGGUAAAUUCUUUUCUAUUUGCCUUUUUUUAGGUCAAAAGUUAUUGGGCCGGUAGGUAGGGGCUGUUUUCUCUGCCGUGGUAGGGUGCUGGGAAAUUGCAUCUUUUGGGGGUAAUUUGAUCGAUUUAUUUUCUUUCAAGAGGGUUUUUAUUCUACAUGAUAAAGUUUAUGUUUUUGGCCAAUUUUAACCAAAAAAAAAAAGGAAAAUUAAAAGUGAACUUUUAAUUUUAGAGCA